AUGGCAUCGCUUGCUCUCGGUGCUGCCUUCUUCCUGUUCUUUGUCCCCUCCCUCGUCAUUGGUCAGGCAUCUCUUAAUACCACCGUCAUCCCACUUCCUGUUCCGGAAGGACCAUAUACUUCCACAAUUACAGUAUCAGAGCUUACCGACACGUCGCGGGCCAACCCAUUCAAUGGAUCUUCCCCAUACCGUCAGCUUGUAGUCAGCUAUUAUGAGCCAUAUCUUAGGGAGGAUUGUGCUAACAUUGGCGAAAUCGACUACAUGCCAGCUGCCGUGGCAAAGUGGUUCAAUGAGAACGAUCUCCCAAGCCCUGAUUUGACAACAUUCUCUCAACUCAAAUUUUCCGAUAUUUGCCUUGAAGCACCAACCACCAAGCCUGAUACGCCUCUUCUCAUCUGGACUGGUGGUUUCUAUACCAGUCGUCUCCAGUACGGUGCUAUCGCACAAGCAAUUUCUAGCUGGGGCUACAGAAUUGUGACAAUCGAUCAUCCAUAUGAUGCAGCAAUUGUAGAAUUUCCAGAUGGAACCAUCAUUUACAGUGCGUACGUCAGCGGAGCCCCAACUGACACGACUAGCGCGUAUCUCCAAAACAUCCGUGUCAAAGAUAUUGAGUUCGUCACGAGUGUAUAUUCGGAAACUUCUGAGGUUGUUGGUCUAUACGGACAUUCCUUGGGAGCUUCAUCUCAGACCGCUGUAUUGCAAGCAGACACAACGGGCAAAUACGUGGCAGGUUGCAACUUGGACGGUAAAUUGCAACCCCCUGUUGGACCAACUGGACUCGGUAGCUCAUCCGAGAUCAAAAAAUCUUACAUGUUCUUUGCACAUGAUAAUCACACUAUUGCUAGUGACCCAUCAUGGACUGCAUUCUGGAACACGACGGAUCUUUUGACUCCAAAAGAUCCUAGGGUAUCUCUUGAACUUCCCAAGACAAUUCAUAACUCAUUCACUGAUCUACCGUUUGUUAUUGAUGUGGCUGGCGUUCGAUCAGUCAAUGAAUCUUACUUUGAGACACUCAUUGAUACUAUUGAUGGACCUCGUGAGAUUCACGACAUUACCUCGUAUGUUCGUGAGUUCUUCGAUUGGACUCUCAAAGGUAUCGAGACGCAUCCACUUUUAGAUGCGUCGAAUAGCUCUUUCCCAGAUGUUCUUUUCGUUCGAAAGGCUGGUUAUUAG
Molecule: messenger RNA, 1173 nt
Organism: Botrytis deweyae
Lineage: Eukaryota; Fungi; Ascomycota; Leotiomycetes; Helotiales; Sclerotiniaceae
Exons: 1
Coding region: 1-1173 (390 amino acids)
Molecular function (GO): 1-alkyl-2-acetylglycerophosphocholine esterase activity
Source: RefSeq, a predicted model, not a curated record